Messenger RNA from Daldinia caldariorum, 882 nucleotides. Its product is annotated as spermidine synthase. Gene Ontology annotation, molecular function: spermidine synthase activity. The coding region runs from base 1 to 882 and encodes 293 amino acids. Gene Ontology annotation, biological process: spermidine biosynthetic process. The transcript is spliced from 5 exons. NCBI's taxonomy places the organism in Eukaryota, Fungi, Ascomycota, Sordariomycetes, Xylariales, Hypoxylaceae. Gene Ontology annotation, cellular component: cytosol. The record is from RefSeq and is a predicted model, not a curated record.
AUGUCGGAGGAGAUUGUACACCCGACCAUCAAGGAUGGCUGGUUCAGAGAAAUCUCUGACAUGUGGCCGGGUCAGGCUAUGACCUUGAAGGUUAAGAAGGUGCUACACCACGAGAAGAGCCAGUACCAGGAUGUACUUAUCUUCGAGUCCACCAACUAUGGCACCGUCCUAGUCCUGGACAACGUCAUUCAGUGCACCGAGCGAGACGAGUUCUCCUACCAGGAGAUGAUCACUCACCUGGCUAUGAACUCUCACCCCGACCCCAAGAAGGUGCUGGUCAUCGGUGGCGGUGACGGAGGUGUCCUGCGUGAGGUUGUCAAGCACGAGUGUCUCGAGGAGGCUGUCCUCUGCGACAUCGACGAGGCUGUCAUCCGCCUCUCCAAGCAAUACCUUCCUGGCAUGGCCGAAGGCUUCAAGCACCCCAAGGUGAAGGUGCACGUCGGAGACGGCUUCAAGUUCUUGAACGACUACAAGAACGCCUUCGACGUCAUCAUCACCGACUCAUCGGAUCCGGAGGGCCCCGCUGAGAGUCUCUUCCAGAAGUCAUACUUCGAGCUGCUACACGGCGCUCUCCGCCCGGGCGGCGUUAUCACCACCCAAGGUUCUGAGAACCAAUGGCUCCACCUUCCCCUCAUCACCAAGUUGAAGAAGGAAUGUAACGAGGUGUUCCCCGUGGCCGAGUACGCGUACACGACGAUCCCGACGUACCCGUCGGGCCAGAUCGGCUUCAUGGUUUGCUGCAAGGAGGCCGGCCGCGACGUCAAGAAGCCCCUGCGUUCCUGGUCCCCCGAGGAAGAGGCCCGUCUGUGCAAAUACUACAACGCCGAGAUCCACAAGGCUAGCUUCGUCCUGCCUACUUUCGCCGCCAAGGCUCUCCAAUAG